Molecule: messenger RNA, 1327 nt
Organism: Tarenaya hassleriana
Lineage: Eukaryota; Viridiplantae; Streptophyta; Magnoliopsida; Brassicales; Cleomaceae
Product: biotin carboxyl carrier protein of acetyl-CoA carboxylase 1, chloroplastic-like
Exons: 7
Coding region: 200-1054 (284 amino acids)
Biological process (GO): fatty acid biosynthetic process
Cellular component (GO): acetyl-CoA carboxylase complex
Molecular function (GO): acetyl-CoA carboxylase activity
Source: RefSeq, a predicted model, not a curated record
ACCGGAUCAGGGCGAAGAUCUCAGCCGCGGUGACACGUGGCGACAUGAGAGAGCGAGUGUAUUCAUAGCAUCAGACGCGCUCCGUCUCCCUUGUCAGUGACUGCGCGCGUCUUUGGUUUCAUCGAGAUACCUAAAGCAGAGGCAAAACCCUCUCUCUCUCUCUAUAACCUUCUGUACGGAGGAGCAAGAAGGAGAAAAAAUGGCGACUUCUUCGUUCUCAGCCACAUCGCCGGCCGCCUCCGUCUCCGCCGUCUCCAAAACGACGUCGCGCUUCCCUCUCCAGAACCGUUCUCAUCUUCCUCGCAGAGUCUCCUUUCGCCUCUCUUCCAGGCCCAAGCUUCGCUUUCUCUCCAAGCCGAGUCGGAAUGGCAUUUCUGUGGUGAAAGCGCAAUCGAGCAAGGUUGGUGGUGGUGGAUCAUCAAAUGCUUCAGAACCAUCCACAAAACUUGAAGUGCCAUCAACUGAAGGAAAGGAUACCGACCCAUCGAAAGGAUCUUCUUCCUCAUCUGCUUUAGCUACAGAAGAAUCCAUAUCCGAGUUCCUUACUCAAGUGACAAAUCUUGUCAAGCUUGUUGAUUCAAGAGAUGUAGUUGAAUUGCAGUUGAAACAACUCGACUGUGAACUGGUCAUCCGGAAAAAGGAGGCCUUACCUCAACCACAAUCUCCUACACCGGUUGUGAUGAUGCAGCCACCUACUCAACCAUCUUUUAUGAAUGCAGUACCUUCCCCUCCUCCUGCUCCACCUUCUGCAUCUCCAGCUCCUUCUUCUCCGGCCCCAUCUGUUCCAGCAUCCCCUCCUCCAUCGCCCAAGUCAUCGCUUCCUACCCUUAAAAGCCCUAUGGCAGGCACUUUUUACCGAAGUCCAGGACCUACUGAACCACCUUUUGUAAAGGUUGGAGAUAAGGUGCAGAAGGGACAAGUUCUAUGCAUCAUCGAAGCCAUGAAAUUGAUGAAUGAAAUAGAGGCUGACCAGUCAGGAACCAUAGUCGAUAUCCUCGCGGAGGAUGGCAAGCCUGUCAGUGUUGACUCACCUCUCUUUGUGAUUAAGCCAUAGAUUCGGAACACCAGGAGGAGGGGGAGGAGUUCAUAUAAAGAAUGAGGGGACCUGUGGGAAUGUUUUCAUGGCAAUCAUUAGGCUGGUUUGGUCAGAGAGAUGAGUUCAGUUGGACAAAUUUUUUUUUAAAGAACUGUCUUUUUGUUCAGUUGUGUUUAGAGAGAGUUCAUCUUCAGGGCGAUAAUGGCUCGUUUUAGUUUGGUUUUGGAAGCAUUCUGGUUGGUUGGUUGACUGAAAUGGAAGCUUUGAUAAUAUUUGAUAUUUUUUGUCUUU